This is a messenger RNA of Emericellopsis atlantica, 324 nucleotides long. RefSeq lists its product as uncharacterized. The annotation marks the transcript as partial. The transcript has a single exon. NCBI's taxonomy places the organism in Eukaryota, Fungi, Ascomycota, Sordariomycetes, Hypocreales, Bionectriaceae. The record is from RefSeq and is a predicted model, not a curated record.
AUGCCUAAAAACCUGUUGCAGAGAAUUCCACAAGAGGUGAAAAAUAUGAUUGCGAAGCAACUCAGCGUAAUAGAAAGAGCUAGGGUAACCUUAGCUGCACCGCAUUUUCAGUUUCAUCCACCUCUGACAGAUACGCAAGAGGAGGUUCAACAUGCAAGAGUCUGGUGUAGUAUAAUUAAGCCAAGAAGCUGGAGCGAGGAUAUUUGGAGUCUAUUGAAGGAAGAGUAUGGAUCAUUUCACGACCUCGUGGUCCUAGGCUCUGACCUAGAGUUCUUGUAUAACGCGGAAAAAAUACCGCCUGAGUACGGACCGCUACACCUAUAC